Messenger RNA from Brassica napus (rape), 1553 nucleotides. Its product is annotated as serine carboxypeptidase-like 7. Gene Ontology annotation, biological process: secondary metabolic process; proteolysis. The record is from RefSeq and is a predicted model, not a curated record. Gene Ontology annotation, molecular function: serine-type carboxypeptidase activity; acyltransferase activity, transferring groups other than amino-acyl groups. Lineage: Eukaryota; Viridiplantae; Streptophyta; Magnoliopsida; Brassicales; Brassicaceae.
ACCUUUUUUUAGUAUCAUGUGAUUAAGUUAGCGAGAAACUAAAAAAAAAAAGCUAUGAAAUUGCUGCUGCUGCUUCUUGUUGUACUUAUGGUCUUGAGUCCACAUGCAAACUCUGGAUCCAUUGUCAAGUACCUUCCUGGUUUUGAAGGUCCUCUUCCUUUUGAGCUUGAAACCGGGUAUAUCCGUGUGGGUGAAGCAGAGCAAGUGCAAUUGUUUUAUUACUUCAUUAAAUCUGAGAGGAAUCCAAAAGAAGAUCCUCUUCUUCUCUGGUUAACUGGAGGACCUGGUUGCUCUGCUGUCUCCGCUCUUCUGUUUGAGAAUGGGCCUGUUAAAUUCAGAGUUGAGGGUUACAAUGGAGGUACUCCCACACCCACUUUGCUUUCUACUACAUAUUCAUGGACACAGAUAGCAAGCAUAAUAUACUUGGACCAGCCUGUUGGUACUGGCUUCUCCUACUCAAAAACUCAACUUCUUGAUACACCAAGUGACUCAGGAGAAGCUAAGCGGAUCCACGAGUUUCUUCUCAAGUGGCUAGCCAAGCAUGAAAAGUUUAUCUCUAAUCCCUUUUAUGUCACUGGAAAUUCUUAUGCUGGUAAGGUUAUUCCGGCCACUGUUCAAGAAAUCUCCAAAGGGAAUGACCUUGGAUUCAAACCUCAAAUAAAUCUCCAGGGUUAUGUGAUUGGAAACCCGACGACAGAUCAGGAGUUUGAUUAUAACCAUCGUGUUCCAUUUGCUCAUGGAAUGGCUCUAAUUUCUGACGAACUAUACGAAUCACUGAAGAAAACUUGUAACGGGAACUAUGAAAAGGUGGAUCCUGGUAACAUAGAAUGCUUGCAAUUCGUUGAAGAAUACCACGAGUGCAUUGCUGGCAUAUACUUGGGACAUGUACUAGCACAAAUAUGCGCGGUUGCAGCUCCGGGACUUUUUUGGCCAAAGCAUGUCCCAAAAAGAGACCUGAGAGAAACUCUCCCUCCAAAUCUUUCGGUUUCGUUUCCCAACUGCAUUGUUUACUCAGAGUUGCAAGCUUCCAUGUGGGCUAAUGACGAGAGCGUGCGGAAAGCACUUCAUGUAGCCAAGGGAAGUAUAGGAAAGUGGUUACGUUGUUCUUCUGAGGAUAAGCCUUAUAAUAAAGACAUUAAAAGCAGUGUACCAUACCAUCUGAAUAACAGUAUUAAAGGCUACCCAUCCCUCAUUUCCAGCGGUGAUCACGACAUGAUAAUUCCUUUCACUGCGACACAAACGUGGAUAAGAUCUCUUAAUUAUUCAAUCAUUGACAAGUGGAGACCAUGGAUGAUACACGAUCAAGUGGCUGGAUACACAAAGACGUAUGCCAAUAAAAUGACAUUUGCUACCGUCAAAGGAGGUGGGCACACGUCUAAAUUUAAACCAGAAGAAAGCUUUAUCAUGUUUCGGAGGUGGAUAAGUGGUCAACCUUUAUAAAAUUCCUUCUUAGCAUUAUUAUGUCAUGUUAUAAACGUCAGUGGUGUUAUAACAUCUUGCUAUGUAGUAAUGUCGAGUUUAAAAUUUUCAAUGCAGUUCAGAUUUGGAUUUAA